This is a messenger RNA of Haemonchus placei, 1854 nucleotides long. The record is from the annotation of a GenBank genome assembly. Lineage: Eukaryota; Metazoa; Nematoda; Chromadorea; Rhabditida; Trichostrongylidae.
AUGAUUCAUAUCUGUUUCAGCACUAUGCAGAUUUUCGUCAAAACUCUAACAGGAAAGACUAUUACGCUUGAAGUCGAAGCUUCGGACACUAUUGAAAAUGUUAAAGCCAAGAUUCAAGACAAGGAGGGAAUUCCCCCAGAUCAGCAACGACUGAUCUUCGCAGGAAAGCAACUCGAGGAUGGACGUACCCUAUCUGACUACAAUAUCCAGAAGGAAUCCACCCUCCACUUGGUUCUCCGACUUCGUGGUGGAAUGCAGAUCUUUGUCAAGACUCUUACUGGAAAGACUAUUACUCUUGAAGUCGAAGCCUCAGAUACCAUUGAAAAUGUCAAGGCCAAGAUCCAGGACAAAGAAGGGAUUCCCCCAGAUCAGCAGCGAUUGAUCUUCGCUGGAAAGCAACUCGAGGAUGGACGUACCUUGUCCGACUACAACAUCCAGAAAGAGUCCACACUUCACUUGGUCCUUCGACUUCGUGGUGGAAUGCAGAUCUUUGUCAAAACCCUCACAGGAAAGACCAUCACUCUCGAGGUCGAAGCCUCGGAUACUAUUGAAAACGUGAAGGCCAAGAUCCAGGACAAGGAGGGAAUUCCCCCAGACCAGCAGCGAUUGAUCUUCGCAGGAAAGCAACUCGAGGAUGGACGCACCUUGUCCGACUACAACAUUCAGAAGGAAUCCACUCUGCACUUGGUCCUCCGACUCCGUGGUGGAAUGCAGAUCUUCGUUAAGACCCUUACUGGAAAGACAAUCACCCUUGAAGUCGAAGCUUCGGACACCAUUGAGAACGUCAAGGCUAAAAUUCAGGACAAGGAGGGAAUUCCCCCAGACCAGCAGCGCUUGAUCUUCGCAGGAAAACAACUUGAGGACGGACGCACACUUUCUGACUACAACAUUCAGAAAGAAUCCACACUCCACUUGGUUCUCCGUCUUCGUGGUGGAAUGCAAAUCUUCGUCAAGACUCUUACUGGAAAGACAAUCACCCUCGAAGUCGAGGCAUCUGAUACCAUCGAAAACGUCAAGGCCAAGAUUCAGGAUAAAGAAGGAAUCCCACCGGACCAACAACGACUGAUCUUUGCUGGAAAGCAACUCGAGGAUGGACGUACUUUGUCUGACUACAACAUUCAAAAGGAAUCCACCCUCCACUUGGUCCUCCGUCUUCGUGGUGGAAUGCAAAUCUUCGUCAAGACCCUCACAGGAAAGACAAUUACCCUGGAAGUCGAGGCAUCCGAUACCAUCGAAAACGUCAAGGCCAAGAUUCAGGAUAAAGAAGGAAUUCCCCCAGAUCAGCAACGAUUGAUCUUCGCAGGAAAGCAACUCGAGGAUGGACGCACUUUGUCCGACUACAACAUCCAGAAAGAGUCCACCCUUCACCUGGUUCUCCGACUUCGUGGUGGAAUGCAAAUCUUUGUCAAGACCCUUACUGGAAAGACCAUCACCCUCGAAGUUGAAGCUUCUGAUACCAUUGAAAAUGUGAAGGCUAAGAUUCAGGACAAAGAAGGCAUUCCUCCAGAUCAGCAGCGUUUGAUCUUCGCCGGAAAGCAACUUGAGGACGGACGUACUCUUUCGGAUUACAACAUCCAGAAGGAAUCAACCCUUCACUUGGUUCUCCGACUUCGUGGUGGAAUGCAAAUCUUUGUUAAGACCCUUACUGGAAAGACCAUCACCCUCGAAGUUGAGGCUUCUGAUACCAUCGAAAACGUGAAGGCCAAGAUCCAGGAUAAGGAAGGAAUUCCUCCGGACCAGCAGCGACUGAUCUUUGCUGGAAAACAGCUUGAGGAUGGUCGCACUUUGUCCGAUUACAACAUCCAGAAAGAGUCCACUCUUCAUCUUGUCUUGCGUCUUCGCGGAGGAAACUGA